Molecule: messenger RNA, 1041 nt
Organism: Heterocephalus glaber (naked mole-rat)
Lineage: Eukaryota; Metazoa; Chordata; Mammalia; Rodentia; Bathyergidae
Product: olfactory receptor 2L3
Biological process (GO): G protein-coupled receptor signaling pathway
Cellular component (GO): membrane
Molecular function (GO): olfactory receptor activity; G protein-coupled receptor activity
Source: RefSeq, a predicted model, not a curated record
AUGAAGGAUAAUAAAAUCACGAACCCCUCAUCCAUAGACUGGAGAAAUACCACCUCUCCUGCUCAAAAAUCAGCAAAGUUAGGUAAACCAUACUUAUACUCCGUGGAAAAUUACAAUGAGACCUCUACAGACUUCAUCCUCCUUGGCCUGUUUCCCCCACCAAGCCUUGGCCUUUUCCUCUUCAUUCUCACUAUCUUUAUCUUCCUGAUGGCCCUGGCUGACAAUCUAUGCAUGGUCCUGCUCAUCCUCCUGGAUGCCCAGCUCCACAAACCCAUGUACUUCCUGCUCAACCAGCUCUCUUUCAUGGAUCUCUUUUACAUCUGUACCACUGUUCCCCAGAUGGCUUCUUGUAUCCUCUUUGGAAACAAGUCCAUCUCCUUCACUGGGUGUGGGGUGCAGAGUUUCUUCUUCCUGACCUUAGCAGGUUCAGAAGGACUGAUCCUGAUGUCUAUGUCCUAUGACCAUUAUGUGGCUAUUUGCUUCCCUAUGAACUACCCCAUCCACGUGAACAGAAGCGUGUGUGUGCUCAUGAUCCUGGGAUCCUGGGCAAUGGGUGCUGUCAACUGCUGUCCUUACACAGUCUAUGUCCUCCAUAUUCCUUACUGCAGGUCCAGAGCCAUCAAUUAUUUCUUCUGCAAUGUCCUAGCCAUGCUGACUCUGGCCAGUAGGGCCAACAGAAUCCAUGAGUAUGCUGUUUUUCUGAGCACCACCAUCUUUCUCCUGUUCCCUUCCCUUGUUAUCUUGGGUUCCUAUGGCAAAGUGCUCCUUGCUGUCUACCACAUGUGCUCAUGGGAAGGCAGGAACAAGGCCUAUUCCAAUUGCAACACCUGCCUCACUGUGGUGACUUUCUACAUUGCACCCUUUGCUUACACUUAUCUCUGCCCAAAGGCCUACUGGUCUCCAGCAGAGGACAAGAUGGUGGCUGUCUUCUACACCAUCCUCACCCCAGUGCUCAACCCUGUGAUCUACAGCCUGAGGAACAAGGAGAUGCUGGGGUCACUGGGAAGAGUGACUCAGAAAAUCUCCUCUCUGAAAAUGUAG